Nothoprocta perdicaria is the source of this 1160-nucleotide messenger RNA. RefSeq names its product myozenin 2 (gene MYOZ2). Gene Ontology annotation, cellular component: Z disc; actin cytoskeleton. Lineage: Eukaryota; Metazoa; Chordata; Aves; Tinamiformes; Tinamidae. Bases 177 to 968 code for a protein of 263 amino acids. The transcript is spliced from 6 exons. Gene Ontology annotation, molecular function: actin binding; FATZ binding; telethonin binding. The record is from RefSeq and is a predicted model, not a curated record.
CCAGUUUGUCUCAGUACUAGGUACCAUGCAGAUCCAAGCAGAAGGCUAGAAACAUCCUGGACCAGGCAGGUCAUCCCCAUUCMUAACUAACUCCUGAAGAUUCAACUAAAGAGUUGAGAACGCUUUUUCCUGUGCAACAAAACAAUAGGCAAGGAAAACCGUAUCAGGAAAUCACAAUGUUAUCACAUUCUGCCAUGGUCAAAGAGAAGAAACAACAAGCCUCAGCCAUUAUGGAAGAAAUACACAGAAAUGUCUCACCCAAUUUAGACCUUGGAAGAAAAGUCAGCACUCCCAGAGAUAUCAUGGUAGAGGAACUAUCAACCCUCAGCAACAGAGGCGCAAGACUCUUUAAGAGACGUCAGAGGAGAUCUGACAAAUACACCUAUGAAAACUACCACUAUGUAGCAAACAAGCCAAGAAAUCGUGGCGAGCCCAUACCAAGUGUUCAUAUGGACGGCCUCAGUGUUGAUGGAAUUGCCCAGCAUGCCCCAAUGACACCGCCUAACACACCCGAUCCGCGGAGCCCACCGCAUCCUGAAAACAUUGCCCCAGGAUAUUCUGGACCACUGAAAGAAAUUCCUCCCGAAAAGUUCAACACUACUUCUGUGCCAAAGUACUAUCAGUCUCCUUGGAUAGAGGCCAUUCGAGAUGAUCCAGAGCUCCUGGAGGCUUUAUAUCCUAAACUCUUUAAACCUGAAGCAAAGCCAGAGCUGCCUGACUACAGGAGCUUUAACAGAGUUGCUACUCCCUUUGGUGGUUUUGAGAGAGCAUCAAAGCUGGUUAAAUUCAAGGUACCAGAUUUUAAUCUACUGAUGCUAAACGAUCCCAGAUUCAUGCUCCUCGCAAACCCUCUUGCUGCCAGGAGAUCCUUCAAUAGGACUCCUAAAGGAUGGACAUCCGAGAAUAUUCCUGUAGUGUUCAUUCAGCCUUCGGAUUCCAACACUGUUCCAGAAACAGAGGACCUGUGACAGGAGCUGCCCUCAGUAUCCUACGAAUCGCUGAGAGCUGAACCACCAUGUACCACUGUUCCAAAUMUCGCUAGAGGCUACUGACAACAUCUUUCCUUGGUAGUUCAAGUGUAAGUAAUAACAUCUGAUACAGUAUCUCUUUUCUGGCAUCUAAUUUCAUUCGUUGACAUAAUAUAAAUAAAGUAAUUUGGC